Cajanus cajan (pigeon pea) is the source of this 1052-nucleotide messenger RNA. RefSeq lists its product as uncharacterized. Gene Ontology annotation, molecular function: DNA-binding transcription factor activity; protein dimerization activity. Gene Ontology annotation, biological process: endosperm development; regulation of DNA-templated transcription. Lineage: Eukaryota; Viridiplantae; Streptophyta; Magnoliopsida; Fabales; Fabaceae. The record is from RefSeq and is a predicted model, not a curated record.
AGCACCCUUAAUACAAAAUCGUUUGGUAUAUAAACAAUAUAAACAUAAGAGGGGUGAGAGAAUAAGAGAGAUAAACGAAAUAAGAUGGAAGGGCACACUGAAACAGACUCAACCAUGCCACCACUCUCUCAAAUCCCACCUUCUUCUUCUUCUCUGCUCGGUCCUUCAAUAACCAAUGGUGAAAACCCCAGAAAGCGUGUUAGAAGAUUGGAUGACACCAAUUGCGAGAGCCUCAACAUGGAACGUGAAAGAAGGUCCAAGAUGACUCACAUGUUCACUCAGCUUCGAACCACUAUCCCCGGUGUCUUUCCUCAGGCAACAAGGGAGGUGAUUAUAAACGAGACGAUUCGGUACAUUAAGGAGCUUGAGAAGAAGAAGGAAAGGUUGGAGGAGUUGAAGGAGUCGAUGAAAUUGAAAGGGGUACAAGGGUUGAGGAUUGCAUGCGGUAAUAAUAAUAAUAAUAACAACAGGAAUUGCUCCAUCACGGUUACUGUGUCUGCCAAUGUUGUAUUCUUUGGCAUUCAAUCCUUGGCUCGACCCGGUUUGAUAACGGUAAUUUUGAAGGUGUUUUACAAGUACCAAACUGAGGUUUUGGCUGCCAAUGUAUCCGUUGAUGAUGGGAAUUUGAUAUUGGCGAUCACGGCGUUGGUGCAAAAUGGUGGUGAUGGAAACGAUGUCGUUGAGAAUAUUAAAAGAGAAAUUAUGAGUUUGUAGGUUCAACUUGUUAGGAUAUUAAUUACAUGGUGUUUGAUUUUGGUACCAUGUGUGUGUUUGGUUGCACACAGGGAGAUACAAUACAACCCAAUAUACAGAGCAAAGACCAUUUAAGUUGCUUUUGUCCUAAGAAAGGCGCUUCAAUUAAUGUCCAAAAUCCAUAUUAUGGGAUGGACUCCACAGACAUAAUACGCCUAUCUCUUUUUUAUUUUUGCUGCUAAUAAUACCCAGUAAUCGUAUUACAACUUUGUAACCCAAGAUGAAGCCAUUACUGUUCAACUUUUGUUUUCCAACAGAAACAUAUUCAAUAGUUUCGCUGUUUCAGGGCGACCUUUUUU